AUGACGAGCAUCGUUACAUACAGCCCGGUCUCGUGUUCCACACGACUCCAUUUCACCCACAAUUACAACACGACGCCACCACCACUUACCUUAUCGCUCAAAGGCCAUUCCACUGCGCAAAAUCUCAAAGUGGGUUACCAGAAUACAAGCAGUAGAAGAGUUUCGGUGGUUACACGGGCGGGACCCAGCACCAGCAGCUACAUCUUCGCCUUUGUCUUGCCCCUCUCUCUCUUGGCAGUCACCGUCGUCACUUCUAUAAGAAUUGCUGACAAGCUGGACCAGAAGUUCCUCGAAGAGGUUGCAAUAAACCAAGCUAUACUAGAAGCAGAAGAGGAUGAGGAUGAAGUUAACAUUCCUUCAGAAAACGAACCUGUACCACCACGCAUCCGCAAUCGGCCCAAACGAGAAGUUGAGCCUUCAUCUACGUAA
Messenger RNA from Fraxinus pennsylvanica, 429 nucleotides. NCBI's taxonomy places the organism in Eukaryota, Viridiplantae, Streptophyta, Magnoliopsida, Lamiales, Oleaceae. The record is from the annotation of a GenBank genome assembly.